AAAAAGUUUUACACCUUUAAAAUCUCAAACAUGAAAGCAAACAUGGCGUGAACCGUGUAAUAAUAAUCUUGAAGGUUUAAACGGAAAGGAGUUCAAUUCAAAGUAGCGAUGGCGUCGAAAGAUUCAACACCACCGUAUCAAAGCGCCGCGAGAAUCUCCGACUCUCAAUGUUUUCCUCAAUACACCGCUUCUCUCAAAUGUUUAGAAGAAUUUAAUACGGAUAAGAGUAAAUGUCAAGAACAUUUUGAUGUUUACAAGGAGUGUAAGAAAAAGGAGAGGGAGGCAAGAUUGGAACGUAAUAAAACUCGGUCCUUAUUCUCAUGAAAUCUUGGCAGAGUUUCACUUACUGUAUAACUGUUUACAAAGUUACUGGUUCACCAGUACCAGUGGUUCAUAUAUGGUAGUGUUAGCCAUUAAGGUUAUGAAUUUAUGUGAAGCCAUGACAAGAAGGUGUUGCAAUAAAUUUGUUAACGGUACUCUACACUGUCGUCGUUUUUGCAUCAAUACUUACUUUAGGUUCCAAUAAAUUAGUUGUUUACAGCUUACUGCAAUAUGUUGUUAGUUCCACUGAAACCUUGUUGACCUGUGGAUACUAAAAUUAUUACUAUGAUGAUGAAUGAACUCUCUCUCUACCGACUUUUGUGGUACAGCAAGUAUAUGUUUUAAGGA
Medicago truncatula (barrel medic) is the source of this 669-nucleotide messenger RNA. Its product is annotated as cytochrome c oxidase-assembly factor COX23, mitochondrial. The transcript has 3 exons. Lineage: Eukaryota; Viridiplantae; Streptophyta; Magnoliopsida; Fabales; Fabaceae. The coding region runs from base 109 to 324 and encodes 71 amino acids. The record is from RefSeq and is a predicted model, not a curated record.